Verticillium alfalfae VaMs.102 is the source of this 927-nucleotide messenger RNA. RefSeq names its product aldose reductase. Gene Ontology annotation, cellular component: cytosol. The record is from RefSeq and is a predicted model, not a curated record. The transcript has 3 exons. NCBI's taxonomy places the organism in Eukaryota, Fungi, Ascomycota, Sordariomycetes, Glomerellales, Plectosphaerellaceae. The coding region runs from base 1 to 927 and encodes 308 amino acids. Gene Ontology annotation, molecular function: aldose reductase (NADPH) activity.
AUGUCUUCCGGACGCUCCUUCAAGCUUAACUCGGGCCACUCGAUUCCCGCCGUGGGACUGGGCACAUGGCAAUCUGGGCCCAACGAGGUCGCUCGCGCUGUUGAGCAUGCCCUGCGUCAUGGGUACCGCCACAUUGACGCCGCGGCCGUCUACGACAACGAGGAGGAGGUCGGUGCUGGCAUCAAGGCCUCCGGUGUUCCCCGUGAGGAGAUCUUCCUUACCUCCAAGCUCUGGAACACCCACCAUAAGGCGGAAGAUGUCGAAGAAGCACUCGACCAGUCCCUCGCCGAUCUUGGCACUGACUACGUCGAUCUGUAUCUCAUCCACUGGCCUGUUUCUUUCAGCAAGCCCGCCGAGAAAAAGCAGCGAUUUCCCCUCGCCGCCGAUGGCGGUGUCGAUGUCAUCGACGUGCCCGCUUCCGAGACAUGGAAGGCUAUGGAGGCCCUCGUGAAGAAGGGCAAGAUUAGGAGUAUCGGCGUUAGCAACUUCAGCAAAGCGAGGAUCGAGGACCUCCUCAAGACCGCCGAAAUCAAGCCCGCAGUCAACCAGAUUGAGGCGCACCCCUAUCUUCAGCAGCCCGAGCUUCUCGAGUGGUCCAAGCAGCAAGACACCUCAGAACUGCCUAUAGCCCGUCUGGAAACAAUAAUCUCAACCUUCCUAAGAGCGCUGGAUGACCUUGAAGUCGCGGCCAUCGCCAAGGAGGUGGCCGCCAGCCCGCCCAGGUCCUCAUUCAGUGGGCCGUCCAGCGCGGUACCGUCGUUCUCCCCAAAGUCUGUGACGCCGAGCCGCAUCGAGGAGAACUUCCAGGACUUUGAGUUGUCGGCUGCCGCUCUGGAGCGUAUCACAAGCUCGACAAGAACCACAGGUACAACAUGCCUGCUCGCUUGGGUGUCGACGUCUUCGGAGAGCACGACGAGGCUUUCUUGA